Eimeria tenella is the source of this 336-nucleotide messenger RNA. RefSeq lists its product as uncharacterized. The transcript has a single exon. The record is from RefSeq and is a predicted model, not a curated record. NCBI's taxonomy places the organism in Eukaryota, Apicomplexa, Conoidasida, Eucoccidiorida, Eimeriidae. The coding region runs from base 1 to 336 and encodes 111 amino acids.
AUGCAGCAGCUGCAGCAGCAGCAUCAGUUGCUGCGGCAGCAUCUGCUGCUGCAGCAGCCCCAGUUGCUGCAGCAGCAUCAGGUGCUGCAGCAGCCCCAGUUGCUGCAGCAGCACCUGUUGCUGCAGGAGCAUCAGGUGCUGCAGCAACACCAGUUGCUGCAGCAACAUCACUUGCCGCAGCAGCAUCAGGUGCUGCAGCAGCACCAGUUGCUUGAUCAAAUCCUGCAGUUGCUGCAGGAGCGCGAGCUGCUGCGGCAGCAGCGAUUGCUGCAGCAGUAUCAGCUGCUGCAGCAGUAUCAGUUGCUGCAGCAGGAUCAGUUGUUGCAGCAACAUUAG